CCGACCUCGGGGCCAAGCGCGGAAGGAACCUCCGGGGGCCAUGGACGGGGCUGUGAUGGAAGGGCCGCUCUUUCUGCAGAGUCAGCGCUUCGGGACGAAGAGGUGGAGGAAGACCUGGGCCGUGCUCUACCCCGCCAGUCCCCACGGCGUCGCGCGGCUCGAGUUCUUUGACCACAAGGGGUCGAGCUCCGGCGGCGGUGGCCGAGGGGGCUCGCGCCGCCUGGACUGCAAGGUGAUCCGACUGGCUGAGUGUGUGAGCGUCGCGCCUGUGGCCAUGGAGAGUCCACCUGAGCCGGGCCACACUGCCUUCCGCCUGGACACUGCCCAGCGAUCACACCUGCUAGCGGCGGACGCACUGUCCAGCGUGGCCUGGGUGCAGACGUUGUGUCGGAACGCCUUUCCGAAAGGCGGCUGGGCUGUGGCGCAGGGUGAGAACCCACCCAAGAACCCACCGAAGCUUUCAGCCUUGGAGAUGCUGGAGAACUCUCUCUAUAGCCCCACCUGGGAAGGAUCCCAGUUCUGGGUAACUGUGCAGAGGACUGAGGCCUCUGAGCGCUGUGACCUUCACGGUUCCUACAUGCUGAGGGUAGAGGCUGAAAAACUGACUCUCCUCACCUUGGGGACUCAGAGUCAGAUCCUGGAACCACUCCUUUCCUGGCCCUACACGCUGUUGCGUCGCUAUGGCCGAGACAAGGUCAUGUUCUCCUUUGAGGCUGGUCGACGCUGCCCCUCUGGCCCUGGAACCUUCACUUUCCAGACAACACAGGGAAAUGACAUCUUUCAGGCAGUGGAGUCUGCUAUUCAACGGCAGAAGGCUCAAGGAAAGGCAGGACAGGGACAUGAUGUCCUCAGAGCUGACUCCCAUGAAGGAGAGGUGGCCGAAGGGAAGUUGGCUUCCCCUUCUAGUCCCCAGGAGCUGGGCAGCCCCCCAGCCCUAUAUGCAGAGCCCUUAGAUUCCCUGCGCAUUCCUGCAGGCCCUUUGAAGGACUGUGUAUACUCAGACCCGGUGGACAGCACACCUGCUCAGGCAGAAGAGGGAGUUCAGUCAAAGAAACCUCUCUAUUGGGACUUGUAUGAGCAUGUGCAGCAACAGUUGCUGAAGGCCAAGUUGACAGAUUGCAAAGAGGACCCCAUCUAUGAUGAACCUGAAGGCUUGGCCCCAGCUCAGCCCCGGGGCCUGUAUGAUCUACCUCAGGAGCCCAAGGAUGCGUGGUGGUGCCAGGCUCGGGUGAAGGAGGAGGGCUAUGAACUCCCCUACAACCCAGCUACUGAUGAUUAUGCUGUGCCACCCCCUCGAAGUACAAAGCCCCGCCCAGCUCCCAAGCCUCAGGGCUUGGCCUUUUCUGAACCUGGUACUAGCAUCAGCAGCAAAAGCCAAAGCCAAGACACUGCCCUGUACAGUAAGGUCCAGAAAAGUGGGGCUUCAGGGGGAUGGGACUGUGGGCUUUCUAGAGUAGAGACUGACAGGGCUGAGGUCAAAUCAGAGGGCUCCACCUGAAAGGGAGUACAUGGGAAGAUGGCACUGGGAAUCAAAGCAGCUCGUUAGAACCAGCAGGAACAAGAGGGUGGGAGGGACUCAUGUGAAACCUGAGGACCAGAGGGGUCAGAGGAAGGACUGUCAGUUCCAGGAAGUCCUAGGAAGUGGAGCAGAUGGCCCAGCUGAGGGGUGACCUCUGCCGAGGGUUAGCACCUCUACAUUCCCCCAAGGAGCACCAGGUCUGUGAAAAGUGGUACUCAGUCAGUGUGGGUGCAGUUUGAGGUGCCUGUUUAGAGGUUGCCUUGAUCUUUUUCCCUGCACUGUUCUUUAUCAGAGAUGUAUUUUUUACAUUAAAAAAAUUCACAUUAAAGUCAGUUUGAGUUUAA
This is a messenger RNA of Dipodomys spectabilis (banner-tailed kangaroo rat), 1863 nucleotides long. It is a transcript of the gene Dok1, whose product is annotated as docking protein 1. Gene Ontology annotation, biological process: positive regulation of MAPK cascade; cell surface receptor protein tyrosine kinase signaling pathway. The coding region runs from base 41 to 1498 and encodes 485 amino acids. The transcript has 5 exons. Gene Ontology annotation, cellular component: cytoplasm. The record is from RefSeq and is a predicted model, not a curated record. Lineage: Eukaryota; Metazoa; Chordata; Mammalia; Rodentia; Heteromyidae.